Molecule: messenger RNA, 855 nt
Organism: Penicillium angulare
Lineage: Eukaryota; Fungi; Ascomycota; Eurotiomycetes; Eurotiales; Aspergillaceae
Product: putative thiol methyltransferase
Exons: 2
Coding region: 1-855 (284 amino acids)
Molecular function (GO): S-adenosylmethionine-dependent methyltransferase activity
Source: RefSeq, a predicted model, not a curated record
AUGAGUGCCCAAACCCAACAUGCCAAAGCUCGGCAGGAGAUGCAGGCCGUAAUGGCCCAAUAUAAGGGCGACAAAUACGUCGAGGGCUGGGCUUCACUCUGGGACAAAGGUGACAACUUGCCCUGGGAUGAGGGAUUUCCCAACCCAGCAUUGGAGGACACGUUGGCCCAGCAAACCGGCACCAUUGGCAGCGCCAUCGGGAAGGAUGCACAGGGCCAAUCUUACAGGCGUAAAGCCUUAGUUCCUGGAUGUGGUAGAGGUGUCGAUGUGCUCCUACUGGCUAGCUUUGGAUUUGAUACAUAUGGCGUGGAAUAUAGCUCUGCUGCUGUCGAAGCUUGCAAGAAAGAGGAGACAGAGAAUCGCAGCUGGUACCGUGUGCGAGACCAGAAUACUGGCCGGGGAAAGGUCACUUUUGUACAGGGUGACUUCUUCGAUGAUGCGUGGCUUGAGACCAUUGGAGUGCCACGGAAUGGAUUCGAUCUGGUCUAUGACUAUACUUUCUUUUGUGCCUUGGACUCAUCGCUUCGUCCCAAGUGGGCAUUGCGCCACACCCAGCUUCUAGCUCCAUCUCCCAGAGGUAACUUGAUCUGCCUUGAGUUUCCCCGUCUCAAGGACCCCAAAGAAAAUGGACCCCCAUGGGCCUCACCCUCGGAGGCCUACGUGGAACACCUGAGCCACCCGGGUGAAGAGAUCCCAUAUGUCAAUGGUGUCGUCAAGCAGGAUCCGCUGCGCGCACCAAGUCAAUCCGGCCUUGAAAGAGUCGCCUACUGGCAGCCAGAGCGGACCCAUGUCAAAGCCCAGGGUGAGAAUGGCAUCAUCAAUGACAGAGUUUCUAUUUGGCGUCGACGUAACUAG